Colletotrichum acutatum is the source of this 2289-nucleotide messenger RNA. RefSeq names its product kinase-like domain-containing protein. The record is from RefSeq and is a predicted model, not a curated record. Lineage: Eukaryota; Fungi; Ascomycota; Sordariomycetes; Glomerellales; Glomerellaceae. The transcript is spliced from 4 exons. Gene Ontology annotation, molecular function: protein kinase activity; ATP binding. Gene Ontology annotation, biological process: protein phosphorylation. Bases 349 to 1902 code for a protein of 517 amino acids.
CCCGAUUGUGCGAGUCCAUUACAGAUUACAGAGACAGGCCAGUCUUUGGUAUUUGAUUACACGAGACCGGUGGGAACUGUCAUCUGUCUUCGGCACUAGCGAUUCGACCCAGUCCAACCCGUGUACGAACGCUACCCAACACGCGUAUCACAAUUCCCGACGAUCCGAGACGACAAAGCACAGCUUUAGUAGCAGCGCAGGAGACCACACAUUGGAGGGUGUGGCAAUCUACUACAGCGUCAACAGGGCAUGAAAUAUACCUGUUUAUCGUUGUAACUGCUGGCGUAUCCCAGCUUCACUUUCGGUUUCCCUGAUUACGACUCUGUGACGGAGACCUGCUAGUCCAAAAUGGCUGACCCCUUCGCGCCUCGCUCUAUGAAGCGCAAGAACGUCAAAGGCCUGGCUUUGACACCUGCUGCGCCCAAGCCUCCACCGACCGCCGAGACCAGCAGUCACCGCGAUAAGGACGGCGGUGACCAGUCGGCACAAUUGGAGAUUGGCAUCGAGUACAAGCUGGAUCUGCGACCAGAGGACCUAGAGAUUUUGAAGGAGCUCGGUUCAGGAAACGGAGGCACCGUCAGCAAAGUCAAACAUGUUCUUACCGGAACUGUCAUGGCACGAAAGGUCAUCCACGUGGAAGCCAAGAAAGAAAUGCGCAAGCGCAUUGUGCGUGAACUUCAGAUUAUGCACGGCUGCUCGUCCGAGUACAUCGUCAACUUCUACGGAGCCUUUCUCAACGACCACAACGACGUCAUUAUGUGUAUGGAGUACAUGGACGUUGGUGCUUUGGAUCGGGUAUCCAAGGUCUUUGGGCCUGUUCGAGUGGAUGUGCUCGGAAAGAUUGCCGUGGCUACCUUGGGAGGCUUGACCUACCUCUACUCGAAGCAUCACAUCAUGCACAGAGACAUCAAGCCAUCCAAUAUUCUGGUGAACUCUAGGGGAAGCAUCAAGCUUUGCGAUUUUGGUGUGUCUGGAGAGCUGAUUAACUCUGUUGCUGAUACGUUUGUGGGAACUUCAACGUACAUGGCACCCGAGCGAAUCCAGGGCGAGAAGUACACAGUCAAGUCAGAUGUGUGGAGUUUCGGUCUGACCAUCAUGGAAAUGGCCAUUGGAAAGUUCCCCUUCAACGCAAGCGAGCAACUUUCGGACGGCGAGUGCGCACCCGCCGGUAUUCUGGAUCUUUUGCAGCAAAUUGUCCACGAGCCUGCGCCCAGGCUACCUAAGAGUGAUGCCUUCCCUUCGAUUUUGGAAGACAUGAUUCAAAAGUGUCUGUCCAAGGUUCCUGACGAGCGGCCUACCCCUCAGGAGCUCUUUGACCGUGAUCCGUUCGUCCAAGCUGCCAAGAGGACACCAGUAGACCUGAGAGAGUGGGCGGUUGGUAUGAUGGAGAGGGACAAUCGCAAGUCUCACUUGGCGCCCCAGCUUUCUCCCGCAACACGCGAUCUGCUCAACUCCAAUGAUUCCCCAACAUAUCACGGCGGUUCUGGAAACGAUCGAUCUUUGGACACGCCUACUUCAGGAGAAAUUCCCAUCGCCGGCGCUGGCAUUAUCUCUCCGAGAGAGCCCGCCAGUCACUCCAACCGUUCUCCCACUAGAAAUGGGCUCAACACAAUGAGCAGUAGACAGCCGGGUGGCCAUCCUGGGAUGGGACAGAGGAUUGUUACCACCAACUCGAUACCCAAGGUUGGCGAGUAUCCAAACAGUGCUGGUCCGGUGAGCGCCAAUGCUGCGUCGUUUAGCCUGCCUGUUCGCCCGGCCCCUGGCGGACCUCUCCCCCCGGCUCCUCCUCGGAAGGGCACACCUGAUGAUCCGAGAAGAGAGAACCGGAGACAAGCUACCUUUGGCAUGCCUCCGGCGCCCAGAAGCUACGCAAGCGAUGUGUACAACGGCACCUCCAACUAGUCGCAGGAGGGCUUCGACUAUACGCAUAGCGUUGGGCCUCAGUCCCACCAAGCUCACCCACUGCAUAAUAGAGCAUCAAAUCGCGCCAUUUCGCUACAACAGCCACAUCCAUCUUUCAGCCAGGGGCCAAGGACUUGCAAUAUCUCUACCCAGAUGGCUUUCCGACCAGCAUCUGACGAACGGGUUCAACGGGCCAUCGCAUCAGCUCCGAUCUACUCGUCUCAGAAGAUGGACAUGCCCGAUGACAGAAGCCGCAGGACGCGUCGCGAUGACAAUGUCGCCGGCUUAGAAGACCCCUUCAUCUAGACGCGUAGCAAACCUGGGGUGAAGCCUCGUGCAUCAAGUUUCAGCGGCGAAAUGUGUCGACUCGAUCGUAGGGAAGCUUCU